AUUUUGCCAGACAACGCCCUAUUUACACUACUCUAUAGAAUCAAAUCGAGUCUUUUCCCCUUUUCUGCAAAACCCUAACCGCUUAUAAAACCCUAGCUGGAGCCUUGCCAUUGGUGAAUACGGGCCAGAGCUUUCCGAUCAAAGCCGUCUGUAAAACUUCCCUCUGGUCCUGUAAUACUCCGAUUCUUUGCACGUUCAGCUGAUUGUCUUAUCGUCAUGGCAACUAGACUUCAAUUUGAGAACUCGUGUGAAAUUGGGGUAUUCUCAAAGCUGACCAAUGCCUACUGUCUGGUUGCCAUUGGGGGUUCGGAAAGUUUCUACAGCACGUUUGAGUCCGAGUUAGCAGAUGUUAUUCCUGUGGUUAAAACCUCAAUUGGCGGUACUCGAAUUAUUGGACGACUUUGUGCUGGAAACAAAAAUGGGCUUCUCUUGCCUCACACCACCACUGAUCAAGAACUUCAACACCUGAGAAACAGCUUGCCAGAUCAAGUUGUUGUUCAGCGCAUUGAUGAGAGGCUAUCUGCUCUUGGGAAUUGCAUUGCAUGCAAUGAUUAUGUUGCUCUAACACACACUGAUCUUGACAGGGAAACCGAGGAAAUGAUUGCUGAUGUUCUUGGGGUAGAGGUUUUCAGGCAAACAAUUGCUGGUAAUAUUCUUGUGGGCAGCUACUGCUCCAUCUCCAAUAAAGGUGGUCUGGUCCAUCCUCAUACGUCCAUUGAAGAUUUGGACGAGCUUUCAACCCUCCUUCAGGUUCCUCUGGUGGCGGGAACUGUGAACCGUGGUAGCGAAGUAAUAGCUGCCGGCUUGACAGUAAAUGACUGGACAGCAUUCUGUGGAUCAGACACCACAGCAACAGAGUUGUCUGUUAUUGAGAGCGUCUUCAAGUUGAGAGAAGCCCAACCCAGUGCCAUUGUUGAUGAGAUGAGGAAAUCGUUGAUCGACAGCUAUGUUUGAACCAGUCGGCUGUUCUUGGGCAUUUAGUUCCCUGUCUCAACCGCAUUGCCCUUGUUUCUCUUAGUCGAAAACACUUGCUCUUAUAUUUGAUGUUUUUAAAAAAAAAUAAAAAAAUUGUUCUGUUUUUGUUGAUACCUAUUUAUUUGUUAAGAAUCAUCUGUACCUGAUGGGGUUGUCUGUUCUGAAUUGCGCAUACCUGAAAAUGUGUAUUCGUUUUUACCUUUCUAUGUACCAGAUAGAUGUCAUAAUUGUGAGUUGUUUUAUUUCGAAA
Molecule: messenger RNA, 1225 nt
Organism: Rhododendron vialii
Lineage: Eukaryota; Viridiplantae; Streptophyta; Magnoliopsida; Ericales; Ericaceae
Product: eukaryotic translation initiation factor 6-2
Exons: 8
Coding region: 217-954 (245 amino acids)
Biological process (GO): maturation of 5.8S rRNA; cytosolic ribosome assembly; ribosomal subunit export from nucleus
Cellular component (GO): preribosome, large subunit precursor; nucleolus; cytosol
Molecular function (GO): ribosomal large subunit binding
Source: RefSeq, a predicted model, not a curated record